AUGGAUUAUGAGUAUGAUGUUGUGAUUAUUGGUGGUGGAGUGGUAGGAUGUGCUACACUCUUUAUUCUUUCACAAGACGGAUAUAAAUGUCUACUUGUAGAGAAAAAUCCUGAGAUAUUGAGUGAAGCAAGCUCUGGAAACAGUGGCAUGCUCCAUACUGGUUUUGACGCCCCUAUCAAUAGCAAAGAGCUUCACUGCAUUAAGCUAUGCCAAGAUGAAAUCUUUCCUCUAUUGGAUAAAUGGAAAGUUCCUGAUAAAAGAACUGGUGCUAUUAUGGUAGCCUGGAACGAACAGCAGAUACGAUCACGAACAUAUUUUUAUAUGCGAUUUUUCUCUCAGAGAAGAAAGCUAGCAGAUAUCCAGAAAAGUUCUGAAGACAAGGGUGUUGUUGGUGAUAUGUAUCAACUAUCAGCUAGUCAAGUUUAUGAAAGAGAACCAAAUCUAAACCAAGGAGUACAGGGUGGUAUAUGGAUACCAAAUGAAACUGUUUUAGAUCCUUGGUUGUUUCCUGUAUGCAUGGUUCAACAUUCUUUACACAGGAACAGCAAGGUUAAAACUGACUGUAAAGUAACAGGAAUUACGCCAGAAUAUAACAGAACCACCGUUCAUACUCAACAUGGUGCUAUAACAUGUCGGGUAGUUGUAAACUGCGCCGGUCUUUAUGGUGACCAGAUAGAUAAUCUAGUCAACUGUCAAACAUUCAGUAUUAAACCAAGAAAGGGCCAGUAUUUAGUGUAUGGUCAGAACACCAGUGGUCUAAUAAACUCCAGUAUUCUACCCGUACCAACUGAUAAAACCAAAGGGAUUAUAGUCUUUAAAUCAGUUUAUAACAAUGUAAUAGUUGGACCUACAGCAGAAGAUAUUCCGAGUAGACAAGUACCACCUGAAGCGGAUGGUAUUAUAAGAUCGAAGUUAUAUUCAGCGACUGGUUCCACCGUACCAUGUCUAAGUUCUUACUCGAAUAUCGGUGAAUAUACCGGUCUCAGACCAGCUACUCAGUACAAGGAUUAUCAGAUCACUACCUUCCCAGAACGAAAUUGGAUAUCUGUUGGUGGAAUCAGAUCUACUGGUUUAUCGGGAUGUUUAGGAAUAGGGAAAUACGUCCGGGAUGAAAUUCGGGAGAAACUCUCACUGGAACCAACCUUUGGUCCUUCUUCCACCAUCGAAACAUUAGACUGGAGUUUUAGUCAGAAUCAUACUGUAAAAUUUGCUGACUCGACCGAGUACAAGUUUGUCCAUCCAAUUACCACAUUUGGACAUCAAACGCACUCUAGCAGAUUGUAA
Messenger RNA from Lottia gigantea (owl limpet), 1284 nucleotides. RefSeq lists its product as hypothetical. NCBI's taxonomy places the organism in Eukaryota, Metazoa, Mollusca, Gastropoda, Lottiidae. The record is from RefSeq and is a predicted model, not a curated record. Bases 1 to 1284 code for a protein of 427 amino acids. Gene Ontology annotation, molecular function: oxidoreductase activity. The transcript has 7 exons.